Molecule: messenger RNA, 3654 nt
Organism: Trichechus manatus latirostris (Florida manatee)
Lineage: Eukaryota; Metazoa; Chordata; Mammalia; Sirenia; Trichechidae
Gene: INSR
Product: insulin receptor
Exons: 19
Coding region: 2-3172 (1056 amino acids)
Biological process (GO): positive regulation of MAPK cascade; protein phosphorylation; cell surface receptor protein tyrosine kinase signaling pathway
Cellular component (GO): axon; insulin receptor complex; plasma membrane
Molecular function (GO): ATP binding; insulin receptor substrate binding; insulin receptor activity
Source: RefSeq, a predicted model, not a curated record
GAUGUGCACUCCGUGCUUGGGCCCCUGCCCCAAGGUUUGCCACCUCCUGGAGGGCGAGAAGACUAUUGACUCGGUGACAUCCGCCCAGGAGCUCCGAGGGUGCACCGUGGUCAACGGGAGUCUGAUCAUCAACAUCCGAGGAGGCAACAACCUGGCAGCUGAGCUAGAGGCCAACCUUGGCCUCAUUGAAGAGAUUUCAGGGUAUCUCAAAAUCCGCCGCUCCUACGCUCUUGUGUCACUUUCCUUCUUCAGGAAAUUACGUCUGAUUCGAGGAGAGACCCUGGAAGUCGGGAACUAUUCCUUCUAUGCCUUGGACAACCAGAACCUAAGGCAGCUAUGGGAUUGGAGCAAACACAACCUCACCAUCACUCAGGGGAAACUCUUCUUCCACUAUAACCCCAAGCUCUGCUUGUCAGAAAUUCACAAGAUGGAGGAAGUUUCGGGAACCAAGGGGCGCCAGGAGAGAAACGACAUCGCCCUGAAGACCAAUGGGGAUCAGGCAUCCUGUGAAAAUGAAUUACUUAAAUUUUCUUACAUCCGGACAUCUUUUGACAAGAUCUUGCUCAGAUGGGAGCCGUACUGGCCCCCAGACUUCCGAGACCUCCUGGGGUUCAUGCUUUUCUAUAAAGAGGCCCCCUAUCAGAACGUGACAGAGUUCGACGGGCAGGAUGCCUGUGGUUCCAACAGCUGGACGGUGGUGGACAUCGACCCGCCCCAGAGGUCCAACGACCCCAAGUCACAGCCCCACCCCGGGUGGCUGAUGCGGGGUCUCAAGCCCUGGACCCAGUACGCCAUCUUUGUCAAGACCUUGGUCACCUUUUCUGAUGAGCGCCGGACCUACGGGGCCAAGAGUGACAUCAUCUAUGUCCAGACAGACGCCACUAAUCCUUCCGUCCCCCUGGAUCCGAUCUCGGUUUCUAAUUCCUCAUCCCAGAUUAUUUUGAAGUGGAAACCCCCCUCGGACCCCAAUGGCAACAUCACUCACUACCUGGUUUUCUGGGAGAGGCAGGCGGAAGACAGUGAGCUGUAUGAGUUGGAUUAUUGCCUCAAAGGGUUGAAGCUGCCCUCCCGGACCUGGUCUCCGCCGUUCGAGUUGGAGGAUUCCCAGAAGCACAAUCAGAGUGACUAUGAGGAGUCGACCAGCGAAUGCUGUGCCUGCCCCAAGACUGACUCUCAGAUCCUGAAGGAGCUGGAGGAGUCUUCAUUUCGCAAGACGUUCGAGGAUUACCUGCACAAUGUGGUUUUCGUUCCCAGAAAAACCUCUUCAGGCCCUGGUGCCGAGGACCCUAGGCCAUCACGGAAACGCAGGGCCCUUGGUGACGUUGGGAACGUGACAGUGGCUGUGCCUACAGUUCCGGGUCUCCCCAACGUCUCCUCAACGAGCGUGCCCACCAGCCCGGCGGAGCACCGGCCCUCCGAGAAAGUGGUGAACAAGGAGUCGCUGGUCAUUUCUGGCCUGCGUCAUUUCACUGGCUAUCGCAUCGAGCUGCAGGCUUGCAACCAAGAUGCCCCAGAAGAAAGGUGUAGCGUGGCAGCCUACGUCAGCGCCAGAACUAUGCCCGAAGCCAAAGCUGAUGACAUCGUCGGUCCAGUGACCCACGAAAUCUUUGAGAACAACAUCGUUCACUUGAUGUGGCAGGAGCCAAAGGAACCCAACGGUCUGAUUGUGCUGUAUGAAGUGAGUUAUCGGCGAUACGGCGACGAGGAGCUGCACCUCUGUGUCUCAAGAAGGCAUUUUGCCCAGGAGCGGGGCUGCCGGCUGCGAGGGCUGCCCCCAGGCAACUACAGUGUGCGUGUGCGGGCCACCUCCCUGGCGGGCAACGGCUCCUGGACUGAGGCCACCCAUUUCUACGUGACAGACUACUUGGAUGUCCCAUCAAAUAUUGCAAAAAUCAUCAUUGGCCCCCUCAUCUUUGUUUUUCUCAUCAGCGUUGUGAUUGGGAGUAUUUACCUGUUCCUGAGAAAGAGGCAUCCGGACGGGCCGCUGGGACCGCUGUAUGCUUCUUCAAACCCUGAGUACCUUAGCGCCAGCGACGUGUUUCCCUGCUCUGUGUACGUGCCUGACGAAUGGGAGGUGCCCCGCGAGAAGAUCACCCUCCUGCGAGAGCUGGGCCAGGGCUCCUUCGGCAUGGUGUACGAGGGCAAUGCCAGGGACAUCGUCAAGGGCGAGGCGGAGACCCGUGUGGCAGUGAAGACGGUUAACGAGUCGGCCAGCCUGCGCGAGCGGAUCGAGUUCCUCAACGAGGCCUCUGUCAUGAAGGGUUUCACCUGCCACCACGUGGUCCGCCUCCUGGGGGUGGUGUCCAAAGGUCAGCCGACGCUGGUGGUGAUGGAGCUCAUGGCUCACGGGGACCUGAAGAGCUACCUCCGUUCGCUGCGGCCAGAGGCUGAGAACAAUCCUGGCCGCCCUCCCCCCACCCUGCAAGAGAUGAUCCAGAUGGCAGCAGAGAUUGCGGACGGGAUGGCGUACUUGAACGCCAAGAAGUUUGUGCACCGGGACCUCGCAGCUCGAAACUGCAUGGUGGCCCACGAUUUCACCGUCAAAAUUGGAGACUUCGGAAUGACCAGAGACAUCUAUGAAACGGAUUACUACCGGAAAGGGGGGAAGGGCCUGCUCCCCGUGCGGUGGAUGGCCCCAGAAUCGCUGAAGGACGGCGUCUUUACCACGUCUUCUGACAUGUGGUCCUUUGGCGUGGUCCUUUGGGAAAUCACCAGCUUGGCGGAGCAGCCUUACCAAGGCCUGUCUAACGAGCAGGUGUUGAAAUUUGUCAUGGAUGGAGGGUAUCUGGAUCAACCCGACAACUGUCCAGAGAGAGUCACCAGCCUGAUGCGGAUGUGCUGGCAGUUCAACCCCAAGAUGCGGCCGACCUUCCUGGAGAUCGUUGACCUGCUCAAGGAUGACCUGCACCCCAGCUUUCCAGAAGUUUCCUUCUUCCACAGUGAGGAGAACAAGGCUCCCGAGAGUGAGGAGCUGGAGAUGGAGUUUGAGGACAUGGAGAACAUCCCCCUGGAUCGGUCCUCACACUCUCAGAGGGACGAGGCUGGGGGCCGGGACGGCGGGUCCUCGCUGAGCCUAAAGAGGAACUAUGAAGAACACAUCCCCUACACCCACAUGAACGGGGGCAAGAAGAACGGGCGGAUUCUGACCCUGCCGAGGUCGAAUCCUUCCUAACGGUGCCUGUUGGGGAGGGGUCCCUGUCUCCGCUUGCCUCUGGUGUGAAGGCCUUCAGAAAUCUCAGGAUUCUAACGACUGGUACAGUGUCAACCCAAACUCAGAGAUAACGACUAUACAUUUGUGGUCAUCUUAAGACUUAAAACACAUUUGUUGGAUUGCCAAUUUGACUCGUCGUCAACAGAUUUAACUGUGAACACAGUGGGGAAGGGGUUUUCUUGGCUGCUGGACUUCUGGCAACCGUGGCUUCAAGCCAAGAUAUUAUUAUUUUCUUUUUUCUAGUAGAUGGAAAGAAAGCACCCGUUUUUACAAAGAUUUUUUUUUUUUCCUUCUUGCUGGUGUCUGAGCUACGGUAUAAAACCUAAAACUUGUCUGUGGAACAGAAGUUUGAAAGGAAAAAGUCUGUUCCAACAGAAUUCCAAGCCUGAGAGCUUCGGGAAGGUUUUUUUUUUUUCCAUUCAAGCCGAAGGAAUUUUUUUUUU